AUGAAGGCGUUAUCUUCAACAGAGUCUCCCCAAAGAACCAUGAGAAGGGUGUCUAAACCGGUGAUGGAAAAACGCAGACGAGAGCGGAUCAACCACAGUUUGGAGACUCUGAGGCUUCUGAUGCUUGAGAACACAAAAGAUGAGAAGUUGAAGAAUCCUAAGGUGGAGAAGGCAGAGAUUCUGGAGAGUGUGGUUCAAUUCUUAACGACAGAGAAGGACGAGCACAGGGGUCACCGGGCCAUGGAGAGGGUCCUUUCCAGGGGCCACCGAUCAAUUACUGAUAGCCGACAGAACUACAGUGAUGGCAUGAGGUCCUGUCUGCUGAGGGUCAGCCACUUUAUAAGCAGUAAGAGGCAAAGGUCAGGAGAAACGGACAAGAAUGCAGUCCAUGCCUCUUUUGCGCAUCCUAAACCCCAGACACAUCCCUCAUCUCCCGGACACAUCCCCAGGACGCUAAUACCAAGUCCUGACUCGGGAGCUCUGUCUUCGCAGCAUCUGCCACUGCAUCACUCGACCUGCCUUCCUCAUCCAUACCACAUCCAGACUGGGCUCCACUGUGACACCAUGAAGCUGCUUUCUUCCACGGCAGCCUCCACGCACAGCCCUGAUCCUGUGUGGAGGCCAUGGCCUCAGUGA
Cheilinus undulatus (humphead wrasse) is the source of this 636-nucleotide messenger RNA. RefSeq names its product hairy-related 5 (gene her5). Gene Ontology annotation, biological process: anterior/posterior pattern specification; regulation of transcription by RNA polymerase II; regulation of neurogenesis. Gene Ontology annotation, cellular component: nucleus. The record is from RefSeq and is a predicted model, not a curated record. Bases 1 to 636 code for a protein of 211 amino acids. Gene Ontology annotation, molecular function: protein dimerization activity; DNA-binding transcription factor activity, RNA polymerase II-specific; RNA polymerase II cis-regulatory region sequence-specific DNA binding. The transcript has 3 exons. NCBI's taxonomy places the organism in Eukaryota, Metazoa, Chordata, Actinopteri, Labriformes, Labridae.